Molecule: messenger RNA, 1875 nt
Organism: Linum tenue
Lineage: Eukaryota; Viridiplantae; Streptophyta; Magnoliopsida; Malpighiales; Linaceae
Source: the annotation of a GenBank genome assembly
AUGGCGUCUCUCAUGGCGAUGCGCGGCUCGCGAGCGACGCUCUCUUCUUCGUCUUCAGUCAUCAAGGUACGGUUGUUACUUCCACACCUCUCUCACUCUCCCUUCGUUAGAACCCUAGCUGCGGCCAGAACCCUGAGCACUACUUCGGCCGUCCCCAAUCAGUUCCACCGCCCACCACCGUCUCACUCCGAGCCUAGGAGUUUCCAUGGCGAGAGGCAUACUGAUCAGGUGCCCCGCUGGGAUAAUAGAGUUCCUCCGCCGCCGCAGCAGUUCAAUUCGCCGCCGCAACAGCGAGGACACGAUAACCAGUGGCACCAUCCUCAGCAGAACUCUCCGCAGCAGUUCAAUCCGCCGCAGCGACAGCAAGGAAACCAUAACCAGUGGCACCACCCACAGCAGAACCCUCCGCCACAUAUGGGAGGAGAGCAGGGUAAUUAUCAGGGUAAUUUUCCGGACCGAAGGCAGAAUUUGAACCAGGGGUUUCCCAAUAGAGGGUAUCCCAAUCCUGAUCAGGGAUACCCUAAUCGUGGUUUCAAUCAGCAGCAGCAGCAGCAUCCGCCUCCUCAAGGGGGGUCGGGUCAUUGGAAUUCUCCAGGUGGGCAGAGCUAUCCUCAGCAUCAUAAUACACCCCAGGUGAACGGUAAUGUCCAGAACUUCGGGCAACGUGGAGUUCAGAAUCAGUGGAAUGACCAAGUUCAAGUGCAGCACCCUCGACCGGGAAAUUUCGUUGCUGAGCCUGUUAAUUCUGAUCCAGUGCCUUCAUUAGCUGAUCUGUUGCAUUUGUGCGGUGAAGGGAAGGUCAAGGAAGCGAUCGAGUUGAUGGAUAAAGGCCUUAGAGCUGAUUACGCUUGUUUCGAUUCUCUAUUUGGGUUGUGUAGCAAACUCGAGGAUGCCAAGAAAGUGCAUGACUACCUUCUGCAAUCGACUUGCAGGGGUGAUCUCAGGUUGAACAAUAAGGUGAUUGAGAUGUAUGGCAGGUGUGAGAGUAUGACUGAUGCUCGUAGGGUGUUUGAUCAUAUGCCAGAAAGAAACAUGGAUACCUGGCACUUGAUGAUCCAUGGUUAUGCAAACAACAACUUGGGGGAUGAAGGUUUGCAGCUGUUUGAGCAGAUGAGGAAGCUAGAUCUCAAACCCACGGAAGAAACGUUCCUCGCUGUUCUAUCAGCCUGUGGCAGUGCACAUGCCGUGGAUGAGGCAUUCAUCCAUUUCAAGUUGAUGAAGAGCGAUUUUGGGAUCGAUCCACAAAUGGAACACUAUGUUGGAAUGAUUGAUGUACUUGGGAAAUGUGGUUUCCUCAAUGAAAUUGAACAGUACAUUGAGAAACUGCCCUUUGCUCCCUCUGUGGAAAUCUGGGAGAAGUACAUGAACUAUGCUCGAAUCCACGGAGAUGUGGAUCUUGAAGAUCGCCUCGAAGAACUGAUUGUUUCCGUGGAUCCCUCUAAGGCAGUGGCUAAAAAGAUUCCUACGCCACCUCCAGUGAAGCGUACUGCAGUCAGCAUGCUGGAAGGGAAGAGUAGAAUAGCAGAGUACCGUUAUCCUGCUCUCUACAAGGAUGAUCCAAAACUCAAGGAAAUGAUGGAGUUGAAGAACUCGGGUUAUGUCCCAGACACCAGAUAUGUUCUCCACGACAUUGAUCAAGAGGCAAAAGAGCAAGCUUUAUUGUACCAUAGUGAGAGGCUGGCGAUUGCUUAUGGACUGAUCAGCACUCCGGCGAGGACGACACUGAGGAUCAUAAAGAACCUCCGGAUAUGCGGCGACUGUCACAAUGCCAUCAAGAUUAUGUCCAGGAUUGUGGGGAGGGAGUUGAUCGUUAGGGAUAACAAGAGGUUUCAUCACUUCAGGGAUGGCAAGUGCUCUUGUGGAGAUUACUGGUGA